UUGUUUAAUAGAUUGAUAAUUGCACUUGUAUUAUAGUUGUAUAUCUCAAUUAGAUUAACCAGGUCACCUUAUAUCAUAAAACGAAUUUUACGAGUAUAAUAACAUAUUUUCAGUUUAAUUGUAAAAAAAAAAAUCUGUUCCUUUUAGGUUAAGUUAUUUGGAAUUUGACACUCCUUUCUUCCAAGUUGUUUUAUUUUAAAAAAAAAAAAAAUUCAAUCAAAAAACAAAUUUACAACAUUACAGUUUGGACUAACAUGGCAAUUGGGCAGGUGGACAUUAUCCAUUAGUUCAUCACACAAUCAAACCAUCAAAAGCCCAUAAAUAUCAACUAAUGGAUAAUGUCCAUAAUAUCCAAAUUUUCAGCCCACUAAUAUAUGGGCUAGGGCACACAACACAAGCCCAUAAAAAAGCCCACAAAACUCCCCGCGAAAAUAAGCUUACAUUGGCGGUAAAACACCUUCCCGCCAUAAAACCCUACUCCCCUCUUCUCCCUCUUAUACCCCCCAAUCUCCCUCCAUUUUUUCCCACUCAUUCUCACUCUCUCUCUCCUCAUUCUCCCUCCUCAAAUCCCUCUAAUUUCUUCAUUUUCUUGCUUCUUAGUUCAUCAAUGGAGCCCUCUGAACAGCCAUUGAUGAUCCCCUUCAAGUCAAAGAAGCCAUUGCUCGCUACUCCAAAAAAGAAGAGUAUUAUUACCUCGAAAGCCGACGGUCCUGCUAUCGCUACCCCGGAACGAGCUAAUCCGAAGCCGGUUACUCGGAUCCGUAAUCAGAAGUUCGCGCUAUCGGUUUCCGAGGUUCGAAGAACUGCUCUUCAGCUGCAGAAAUCUAACAAUGUUGGGUCGGAUCUUAGUAAGGUGGUGCCGGAGAAGGUGGUCGGAAGUGGGAUUGGUCAGAAAUCUAAGGGAUCCCAGAAAUCUCCUGCAUCUUUGCCCCAAAAGUAUGAGAUCCUAUGUGACUUUUUCAAUUCAAUGGUUGGUUCAAUUCGGCUACUCCGGUUGAGAAGACAGCAACCAACCUUUACUAAGCUUGCUAAGAGUAUCGAGUCAUUGACAGACAGGAGGUUCACACUACAUCACUUGGCUCAAUUGAAGCACAUAAUGCCAGAGGUUAUUGUGGCGAAGAAACUCCGUGUUCAAGAUGAUGAAACAAAAUGUAUGAUGGAGGAUCUUCUUUUGUCUCUAGAGGUGGUUGCAUUGGAAACUGACAAGAAUGCUAAAGGUGGUAGUGGGUUUUCACAAUUGAAAGAUAUCUUUCGAUCACGAAUGCUUGACUAUUACAAAUCUCAUCAUGAGGAUGAGGAAGAUGUUCCUGAAGGAGAAUUACCGCAUCUAUUCCAUCAGCCAAAGCAGGAACCUGUGCAAAACGUGAUUAAAAACCCUGCACCAUUGACUGCAUCACUUACCGGUCCCUCAUUUAAGAGGCGGUUCUCAUCUAGGCCUCUUGGUACUCCAGUUCUGGAUUCCAUGGCUGAUAAGCCAUCAUCCAGCUUGUCUGAAACCGGAACCAAGGAAUCCUCAUCUGCUGAGGCUAAUGAUGUGGAUUCUAACACUGUAGUUGAAGCUGAUGCAGCAACUUUUGAUGCUGCUUCAACACCUGCCAAACAUGCUUCAAUAUCUAUGAAAUUUGCUUCAACACCUGCAGAGCUUGCUUCAACUCCUGCAAGGCUGAUGGCAGCCACACCUUCAAUACGCCCUCCAAAACGUACUCUCAUGACCCCAGAUCAUGAUACUAGUGAAUUACCCAACAAAUCAGCUAAACGUAGGUCCUUGAACUUUGAUGAAAGCAAUGUUGAUAUUGAUGAGAGUAUUGCUCCUACACAAGGGUCCAAUCUUUCCAAGGAUGAUGUCCUGGAUAUACUUCCGGAAGGCCUUUUACAGUCGUUGAUGGAGAAAGAACAGAAAAUCUUAGAAGAGAACAACCCAAUCCUCUUACAAGCAAAGAGGCGGCAACAGUUGAUGGCGGGUGUACCUAAGCUCUUUGACAUGAUUCUCCUCUUAUUCAAGUCUAUCAAUCGAUCAGUUGUCACAAAAGAGGAGCUUAUUUACAAAUUAAUUGCUGGUCAUUUGGAUGUAGUUGAUAGAACCGAGAUUGAAGAACAACUUAAGUUGCUACAAGAAGUUGCACCAGAAUACAUAUCUGAGCAGCUGAGCCUCAGUGGGGAUACUCUUCUACGGCUCAACAAAUCUUCAUGUCAUGAAUCAAUACGUACCAAGCUGUUCGAAGCAAAAUGAGAUUAGAAGGCUUCCAUAAUCUGACAACAUGAAAACGUAAAUGAGCUUUAUUAGAUUUUUGUAAGUUAAUCCAGUAGAAAGGCAAGUGGAUGAACCAAUUGAGGCUUCAGCCAUGCUGCAUUUUGUACAUGUGUAGUGUAAUAGUGAUUGAUUUCUUAGCUGAUCUCUUAGUCUAAUUUAGUGAUUUGUAUAGAGAUUUUCCAAUAUAUCAUGACGGAAUCCAUUGAUUAUA
Molecule: messenger RNA, 2462 nt
Organism: Chenopodium quinoa (quinoa)
Lineage: Eukaryota; Viridiplantae; Streptophyta; Magnoliopsida; Caryophyllales; Amaranthaceae
Product: CDT1-like protein a, chloroplastic
Exons: 7
Coding region: 332-2230 (632 amino acids)
Biological process (GO): regulation of DNA-templated DNA replication initiation; DNA replication checkpoint signaling; DNA replication preinitiation complex assembly
Cellular component (GO): nucleus
Molecular function (GO): DNA binding; DNA polymerase binding
Source: RefSeq, a predicted model, not a curated record